Aspergillus caelatus is the source of this 380-nucleotide messenger RNA. RefSeq lists its product as uncharacterized. The record is from RefSeq and is a predicted model, not a curated record. The coding region runs from base 25 to 285 and encodes 86 amino acids. NCBI's taxonomy places the organism in Eukaryota, Fungi, Ascomycota, Eurotiomycetes, Eurotiales, Aspergillaceae. The transcript is spliced from 2 exons.
GGAUUGUCCAUUUCCAUUUCAAAAAUGAAGACUAUCUGUACCCUCGCUGUUUUUAUCCUACUCCUUGGUACCGAUGCAGCUGAGUAUGGUGCUGCUGAAAAAGUCGGCUUCAAUCUUCCGAGAAAUGGCAUCUCUGUAACUGCCUUGAAUGGCUUGAUCGGACACCAAGCCUUCUGUGGUGGCUGGGAACCACCAUAUUACUGCGGUAACCUUUGCGGUAGCCUAGGGUAUAGGUGCUAUCAGUGUACCGCGAUCGACUGUCGGUGCCUCAGGUUUGGCUGCUAAAUGAAGCCAGCUCCUGAAAGGUCGCCCAUCAGGUUGACAAAUGUGUUCUACAGUCGGGCUCAAAGCUGAGUUUUGCGGUUUAGAUAACAAGUCUG